Messenger RNA from Exophiala xenobiotica, 1251 nucleotides. RefSeq lists its product as uncharacterized. Gene Ontology annotation, cellular component: cytoplasm. Lineage: Eukaryota; Fungi; Ascomycota; Eurotiomycetes; Chaetothyriales; Herpotrichiellaceae. The record is from RefSeq and is a predicted model, not a curated record. Gene Ontology annotation, biological process: protein phosphorylation. The transcript has 6 exons. Gene Ontology annotation, molecular function: ATP binding; protein serine/threonine kinase activity. Bases 1 to 1251 code for a protein of 416 amino acids.
AUGGCGCCAAAGAAGAUCCCGAUCGAAAGUCGACCCAUAUACGAACGUGCCGACUGGACACGGGAUAGAGACAAGCUCGACCGACGAGUCCGCCGAUGGAGAUUGAAGGAAUGGUACGAUGGAAAGGCGGAACACUUUGCCUUGUCAAAGCCCAGAAUUGAGCCGCCUGGGACUCGGGAGGAUGAUUUUUGGGAGUGUACAGACAUGCUAGGCCGUGGGUCAUUCGGGAUGGUCGGGAAAUGGACCAAGUUCGACAACCGAGGAAGUGCUAUUGAUACCGUGGCCAUCAAACAAGCUGACUUCGACAGAGAGCUCGACAUCGACCGGCAUGGGAGCAUUAGCAUACCUUGGGAAGCGCGGACAAUGCUGGAAUUGUACGAGCAAGGAUGCGACAACGUUACAAGGUUGCGAGGCUUGAAGCUCUUCGAGUCGGACCAUUCCACCGCAAACAAGUGGAGAUACUACAUCCAGUACUACAGGUACGGGACGCUGCAUGGCUUGAUCAGCAAUUAUAAAGAGGGCAAUCGGAGACAUCCUGGAAGGGAAGAACGUAUCCCCGAAGCCUUCAUAUGGCAGGCUUUCCACGACUUCGCGAAAACGGCACAUCACAUGCGCACCGUACACUUUGACGAGCGCGUCGCGCCGCCAGGAAGGGAUCAUUACGUGCUGCAUUUGGAUCUGAAGCAUGAGAAUGUUUUGUUGGGCGAUGCACCUGCCGACAAAAGUUUCAUGACAUACCCGGCCAUAAAAGUGGGAGACUGGGGCAUGGCCGCGUGCACGAACUUGCAGGAUCCCGAUAACAGUCGAAUAUGGAGGGGCCGUGGCACGAUUGUCUGGUUUCCACCCGAACAGCGCAACUUUGGCCGUUACGGCUCAAACUGGCGCUACCCAAUCCUGGGCCCUUCCAAUGCACCCUUCGGCAUGAGCCACGUGAUAUGGCAAAUCGGUGCAAACAUUUACGGGUUGAUGAACCUGAACCAGCACAACGAGGAACUCGACGAGCAAGUCAAUCGGCAUGAAAAGAUGGAGGCGGAGCUUCGGCGGGGCGGGUACUCCAUGUUCGAAGAGCUCAGGAGCAGAGUGUACAGCUCCGAGUUGGCGGCGCUGGUGGAAGAUUGCCUCCGGCUGGAUCCUCAACGGAGGCCGGGCGUCAGAGAAUUGGUCAGGCGGACGGAGCAUGGCUUGAAGCCGUACCUCGAAAGGUGGAUGAGAACGGGGCAGUGCCCGUCAUUGAAAGUCAAGAUCGUGUGA